AUGACAGAAACCUUCCUCAUCCAUAACACCAGAUUGAAUGAUGCCAUCUUGGGAAUCAAAUGGCUGAACACCCACAACCCCAAAAUCAACUGGAGCCAACAUACCCUUGCAUUCCCUCACUUACCACCAGAGCAGAUAACCAUUGCCCAGGAGGAAGAAGCAGACCCCAACCUGCUUGAAGGAGUACCUGUCAGAUACCACCAAUAUGCAAAGGUAUUUGGUGAGGAAGAAUUCAACAAACUUCCACCUUGCCAGCAUUACAAUAUUGGCAUCAUACUCACUAAAGAAGGCCUGUUGAAUAGUCCUCUAUACAACAUGAUGGGUGCCAAAUCUGCUACACUCAAGGAUUGGCUGAGGAGUUGCUUCAGUAGACUAACAUUAAAAUUAUGUCAAACUGGCCUCUCAGUGCUCAUAAGCUUGCAGGUCCUAGCAUAUGACUAA
Messenger RNA from Rhizoctonia solani, 441 nucleotides. Its product is annotated as Retrotransposable element Tf2 protein. Lineage: Eukaryota; Fungi; Basidiomycota; Agaricomycetes; Cantharellales; Ceratobasidiaceae. The record is from RefSeq and is a predicted model, not a curated record. The coding region runs from base 1 to 441 and encodes 146 amino acids. The transcript is spliced from 2 exons.